This is a messenger RNA of Conger conger (European conger), 4510 nucleotides long. RefSeq names its product transcription factor B2, mitochondrial (gene tfb2m). Gene Ontology annotation, molecular function: rRNA (adenine-N6,N6-)-dimethyltransferase activity; mitochondrial transcription factor activity. The record is from RefSeq and is a predicted model, not a curated record. Gene Ontology annotation, biological process: transcription initiation at mitochondrial promoter; rRNA methylation. NCBI's taxonomy places the organism in Eukaryota, Metazoa, Chordata, Actinopteri, Anguilliformes, Congridae. Gene Ontology annotation, cellular component: mitochondrial matrix. Bases 165 to 1415 code for a protein of 416 amino acids. The transcript is spliced from 9 exons.
AUUGGGAAAGCAACGACGGUCAACAGCGUGCUUAUUCAAUGUCAUCACAUUGUGGGAGAGGACGGUAUGUGCCUUUAGGAUUAUCUGUGACUGUGAUUGUAGAAUCACAAUAGAGCAUAAAGGCAUACGAUAAAGGCAAAAAAAGGCACUGACAUCAGCCCAAGAUGUCCGCCUCCAGCUCCAGACUCUUGGUUCUAGCAGUGAGGACUGCCUGUAGCCACACGCAACGAAGGUACCUACUCGCGAAUACCCCUGUCUUUGCCCAGUUGCGGGAAUAUGUCACGGAUCCACUCUCUGUGAGCAGUCGGAAAGCUCAGGUUCCGUCAUAUAAAGCGGAUCGUAUCUCUCAGGACAUGGGGCUCAACCACAGGAACCUGUCCGCGGUGGCGACCUCCUUAAAAGACAAGAGCAGGUACGAUAUAGUUGACAUCGGGGAAGUGGAGGAGAACAUUAGCAAGGCACGGAAAUGCACCGGUCCCCGCCAUUUCAUCGUAGACCCUGCCCUGGCCCAGCUAGUGGCUGACCACCUGCAAAACGAUCUGGCUGAUGGAAAGACAUUCAUCUUCGAAUACAAUCCCGGCCCUGGUGUGCUAACACGGACACUACUGAACUCUGGAGCUCAGAGACUGGUGGCGCUAGAGAGUGACAGGAAGUUCCUGCCAGAGUUGGAGGCCCUGGAGAACAGUUUAUAUGGACAGCUGGAGGUGGUGCACUGCAACUUCCUCACUUUGGACACGUUCUUGGAUGAGCCCGCCAUAGACUCCGAGAAGCUCUUCACUGACCUGGGCAUCUCCGAGGUGCCUUGGGCCGAUGAUGUGCCAGUGAAGGUGGUGGGGCUCUUCUACCCAUCGACCGAGAGUAAGAGGCUGUGGAAUUUGAUCUACAACCUGUUUCAGCGUCACUCCAUCUACCGUUACGGCCGCGUGGAGAUCGUCAUGUUCAUGACCGAGAAAUUGUUCACGAGACUUUCAAGCAGUCCAGGAGAGUUUAUGAUUUACCGGGAUUUAACCGUACUGUGGCAGAUGGCAUGCAACAUCGAGCUGCUUCACAAGGAGCCAAUGUCAUCUUUUCUGGCUGUAAACAAGACUGGAAAAGUGAGCAAAUGCAAGACUUUGACAAAGAACACACACAUGUGCCUGGUGAGGCUGACCCCUCGCCAGGGUCUGUUUUCCGGUUGCCUCAACCCUGCUAACAGCACAGCAUUGAUCAUGUUGGUCAGGCAGUGUUUGGUCAAGAGGAAAGCCCUGCUGAAGGAUAAGCUCAACGCUUGGAGUCCAAACAGUGGAGAGAAGAUCCUUAAUGAGUUGGGAAUUAGAAGCAACAUAUUGACUGGAGAACUGUCCCAAGAAGAUUACAAAAACCUGUUCCAGGUAAUGCUGCAAACGAACCUGUUCAGCCACUGCUGGCUCGAUUGAAGAGGCCUUGGACAACACCAAGAAUUAUGGCCUUAUGUGACUCCUUCAAAAAGAUCAUUCACACGGUAUGUUGCUGAAGAUCAGAAUUCACACAGAUGUUCCUGUAAGAACAGCAUUCUUGUGAAGCUUCUGAAGAACAGAAUUGCUGCGAAUGUUCGUGAAGAACAGAAUUGAAUGUCUUCCUGAAGAACGGCAGUGUCAUGUGACAGUCCCUGGAGACAUGCUGUUUAACAUUACAGUUUUUCCAGCCAAUCAGUUGCUAAUGCUAAUGCUAAAACUAAAGAAUAGUUCCAUUAGGUGUCAUGUCUUCUGCUGUGUGGGGUGUCUUUUACUGUUCAGAUUUCUUGGCUCUAAAUUGCUUGCUGGACUGAUAAUUGCAUUUCACAUUAUUAGAUAUAGAUGCAUAUAAAAAGCUAAAUAAGAUUUGGUUUAAUAAUAUAUAUGCAUUACCAGGAAGGCUACCAUUUUCCCUAAUGCCUGUACUUUUUUCAAUAUUACAUGGAGUUUAUGUAUACAACAAAAGGAACACUGUAAAUCAAACGUAUGACCAAUCAUUUAAAUUCACUCAAAUUUGUUCCUUUGAUAUCAUUGAAAUGUAUAUAAUAAUAUUGUUUUAUCUCUGUGUUGUCAGUUUCUUUUAAUUAUUUAAUUUCUGUUGCUUUUUUUGAAGUAACAAAGAAGCCUUUUUAGAAUCCACUAGUAUAUGAAUUUACUAACAUGAUUGACCCAUUCAUGAUGGAUUUUAUUUUAAAAAGUUAUUUGCAGGCAAAUUCUGUUUGCAGUUAAGUAUUAGUACAUUUUACAUUAUGCCAAUGAACGCAUUCGAUGUAUGAAAAGGUAAAAUACUUGUAUUUGUAUCUUGAGCAGGUUUCUGCAUACUGGUGCAAUGUUUGCAUUAACAAGUAGCAUUAUUAGCAAAUGGCACUGAAUGUGAUGUAAUCUGGUUUAAACUGCAAGUACUGUACAUUGCAGAACUUGUUAGUAGCGUGGGCAUAACAUUGCAGCUCUUGUUAGUACAUUACAUUACAUUACAGGCAUUUAGCAGAUGCUCUUAUACAGAGCGACAUACAAUGAAGUAGCAUGAGCAUAAGACACAGGAGUGUGGUCAUUUAAAUCAGAUUUAUUUUAUCCCAUUUAUCCAAAUUUAGUAGCCGAUUGUACCCCAUCUUUUACAAUUAUCCAUGCGUUAGCUAGGGAUACACAUAUUAGAGAUGCGGCCCGAAUGGAACGACACGCCUUCUCCAAGCGUUAUCCUGCCCAUGACUGUGAUCCCGAGGUGCCUGGGGUGCUGUUGUACGUAGCAAACUCACUAACAACCCCCCCCCUCCCCCCCGCCCUCGGAGCAGCAAGCCAAUUGCGCUCCGUGCAAGAACAGCCAAACUCAGCUUUGGCAGGGAAUUGAACCCCGGUCCUCGGUGUGCAACUGCAACAAACUGAUGCCUGCAUCAAGGUCCGUUACUUUAGCUGUGGUUUUAAUGAUUCAUUUGAAUGAAUUGAGAGCUUGCAUUUAAUUUCAAACCGUUAGAUAAUGACAAUCAUUAUGGUGUCAACUGACAGAGGUAAGGCUAUUAUGUUAUAUCAAAGGUAUGUAACACUGGAUCUUGAGAGCCACGGAGUCUUCUGGUUUUUGUUUUGAUUACUUUUGAAGUAACAACAUAAACCUGCACCCCCUACACAGGUUCAGGUUUUAUGUGCAAUAAAAGGAGGCUGCUUCUGAUCGGGGAUUCUUAUUUAAUCCACAAAUACAUAUACGUUUUUAUUAGGAGUUUAUUUUAUGAGGUCUGUUCUACUAGUUUCACAAAAGUCCAUCCCCAAAACCAGACUCAAUGAGUUAUUCGCCCACGUUCAACGUUCUAGCUGUAGGCCUGUACCACAGUAGCAUUCACAUCCUUACAAAUACAGUGCAGCCUGUAAGUAUUUGGUCAGUGGUAUGAUUUUCUGUUGUCUUGGCUCUGUCCCUCAGUACAUCGGAUUUCAAAUGAGACUGUGAAUAUGAGGUUAAGACUCAUAUUAAAUUUGAGGGUAUUUACAUCCAUAUUGGGUGAUCCAUGUAGGAAUUACAACCCUUUUUAUACUAAUUUUAUGGGACCAAAUCUAAUUGGACAGUUUGCUUCUCAGCUGUUUCUGAUUAGAGGACCAGUUUUGGAACGUUGACAGUCAAAGAAGCCAUUAUGAGGCUCAGAAAGAAAAAGACAGACAUGGGCCAUACAAUUGGCUUUCCAAAAACAAAAAACAGUUUGGAACAUCAUUAAGCCUAUUACUUGACCUACCUGUAUGUCUGACUGUCAUUGGCACAACUCUGGUUCUCAUGUUGACAGAUGGCAAGAACAGACUUCAAAGUCAAUAAAAAACCUAGAAUCAACACUAGCUACUGAAAGCUUUCUUAUACCUACACUAAGGUAGCAACUGAAUACACCUGAUUAAUCCGAAACAGCCAAGAAGCCAACUGUCCAAUAACUUUUGGUGCCUUACAACAGGAGCAGUAUGCAUAAAAAGGGAUGUAAUUCCUAUAUAGAUCAGCCAAUAUGGAUGCAUUAUACCCUCAUAUUAAAGCCUGCACUUCAACCUCAUACUGUUUCAUCUCAAGUCCAAUGUGCUAGAAUCCAGUUACUCUUUCUUUCACAAUGAGGAAAGCACUAAAAUCCCAGUGUUUUUGCAGAAUGUAGUUCACUUUCUCAAAGGUAUGCUGUGUGGCUUAUAAACCUGUCUGAUUCAGUCCUCUGUGCAAGUUUGUUGGUUGUAUGUGGUUUCCUGUUGUUCUGCUUCCUUGUCCUGGUACCCUGCCUGUUUUUUUUUUUUGUUUUCCGCCCAACCACCUGCCUGCUACUUUGCCCUUCCCCGGAUCCGACCAUUUAUUACCCUGGACUUCUCUGCCCCAAAUUGUCCUGCAGCCCCCUGCUUUGCCCUACUCCUGCCCCUGUGCUCUUGAUUUCCCAGCUUUGAUCCCCAGUACCCUGUUCGCUUGGCUCAUGACCCCUUGCCUGGACUUUUUUUUAUUUUAUUUUUUACUCUGCACAUUCCUAUAUUUCCCUGUUUUAUCCUAUCCUGACCUUCAUCCUGUAGACAUGCAUUAAAGCCUGCUGUUUUUCACUUAA